This is a messenger RNA of Akanthomyces muscarius, 1113 nucleotides long. RefSeq lists its product as uncharacterized. The transcript has 3 exons. Gene Ontology annotation, molecular function: acyltransferase activity, transferring groups other than amino-acyl groups. The record is from RefSeq and is a predicted model, not a curated record. Lineage: Eukaryota; Fungi; Ascomycota; Sordariomycetes; Hypocreales; Cordycipitaceae. Gene Ontology annotation, biological process: biosynthetic process. Bases 1 to 1113 code for a protein of 370 amino acids.
AUGGAGGACAAAUUGAGCAAGUUGUCCAUCAGCGACGACGGCUUUAGCACCUUUGACCUGGGCGACUUUCGUCUCUCCUCCGGCACCGUCCUGCCCGGCGCCUACAUUGCCUACAAGACCUACGGCGACUCGGCCAGCCCGGCCAUCAUCUACCCGAGCUGGUUCAGCGGGCUCAUCUCGGACAACGAGUGGCUCAUUGGCGCCGGCAAGGCCCUCGACCCGGCCACGUAUUUUAUCAUCGUCCCCGCCCUCAUCGGCAACGGCCAGUCCGUCAGCCCGUCCAACACGCGGGAGCGCCGCGGCACGGGCGCCAAGUUUCCCGACGUGACGGUCAAGGACAACGUCACGGCGCAGCACCGGCUCGUCACCGAGGGCCUGGGCGUCAAGCACGCGCGGAUGGUGCUCGGCUGGAGCAUGGGCGCGGGGCAGACGUACCAGUGGCUGACGCAGUUUCCCGACUUUAUGGACCUCGGCGUGCCGUUUUGCGGGAGCGCCAGGACGGCGAUCCACAACCAGGUGUUUCUGGAAGGCGUCAAGAGCGCGCUGCUGGCGGCGAAAAGAGGCGCGAGCGCGGGGAGCGCAAACGGCGAGGUGGCGCAGAGGAAGGAGGGUGGAGGGUACGCGCAGUGGACGGACGAGGAGCGCGCGGCGGGGAUGAGGGCCUUUGGCAGGGUGUAUGCGGGCUGGGGCUUCAGCCAGGCGUUUUACCGAGAGAGGCUGUACGAGAGCAAGAUGGGCUUCAAGGACCUGGAGGAUUUCAUGGUGAAUUUCUGGGAGAAGUGGGCUCUCGCCAAGGAUCCGGAGAAUAUGCUGCACAUGCUGCACUCGUGGCAGGCGGCCGACUGCUCCGACCAGGAGCCCUACAACAAGGACUUUGAAAAGGCCAUGGCCGGCAUCCAGGCCAAGACGCUGGUCCUCCCCAGCAAGACGGAUUUGUACUUUCCCCCCGAGGAUUCCGAGUACGAGGUCAAGUGCAUGCGCGAGGGCAGAGGAAAGUGCAUUCCCUUUCCCUCCAUCUGGGGCCACUGGGCUGGCGGACCGGGCUCGAACCCGGAAGAUGUCAAGUGGCUGGACGACAAGCUCAAGGCUUUCUUAAAGGACGAGUCUUGGUGA